ACUAUUUUCUCUCGCGAGGCUAGAGACGUUACGCGUGUCUCAUACGUCAGACGAAGAGUGAGCUGGAGGAUCAUGGCGGAGCGUAGAAGGCAAAAGAAACGAAUUCAGGAGGUGAGCGAGCCCUCCAAGGAGGAGAAGGCGGUGGCCAAGUACCUCCGCUUCAACUGCCCCACCAAGUCCACCAACAUGAUGGGCCACAGGGUGGACUACUUCAUCGCUUCCAAGGCAGUGGACUGUCUCCUGGACUCUAAAUGGGCCAAGGCCAAAAAGGGGGAUGAGGCUGUGUUCACCACCAGGGAGUCUGUAGUGGACUACUGCAACAGACUGCUGAAAAAGCAGUUUUACCAUCGAGCUCUGAAAGUGAUGAAGAAGAAACCGGAGAAGGACACCAAGAAAGAGAAGGAGAAGGAGAAAGAGAAGGAGAAGGAGAAAGAGAAGGAGAAGGAGAAGGAGAAGGCCAAAAGCGACAGUGGCAGAGAGGAGGAGAAGAAGGGCAAGAAGGAGAAAGAGAAGAAGAAGGAUCCAGAGGUUUCAGACUCAAAGAAGGAGAAGAGUGAUGAUAGCCCUGGAACACCAAAGAAGAAGAAAGAUGUGAAGAAGAAGUUCAAGCUGGAGCCUCAUGACGACCAGCUCUUUCUCGAUGGUAACGAGGUGUAUGUCUGGAUCUAUGAUCCGGUCCAUUUCAAAACCUUCGCCAUGGGCCUCAUACUGGUAAUUGCAGUGAUCGCUGCCACGCUGUUCCCUCUGUGGCCUGCGGAGAUGCGCGUCGGCGUGUACUACCUGAGCGUGGCGGCGGGAUGCUUCGUUGCCAGUAUCCUGCUGCUAGCUGUCGCUCGCUGCAUCCUGUUCCUGAUCAUCUGGCUGGUGACGGGCGGGCGCCACCACUUCUGGUUCCUGCCCAACCUCACGGCCGACGUGGGCUUCAUCGACUCGUUCCGGCCGCUCUACACGCACGAGUACAAGGGCCCGCGCGGCGCCGCCAAGAAGGGCGGGGAAGGCAAGGGGGACGACGGCAAGGCCAGCGAGGACGGCCAAUCGGAGAGCACCGCGGCCCCGGCGGCGCACAGGUCUGACAGCGAGGAGAAGUCCGACAGCGAGAAGAAGGACGGAGACGAGGAGGAGGAGGACGAGGAGGAAGAGGACGAGGGCAAGGAGGCGGAGGCGCCGGGGGCGGAGCAUCCGUCGGACACGGACAGCGACCGGCCGGAGGAUGAGGGAUCCCAGCACAGCAACGGGAAUGACUUUGAGAUGAUCACCAGAGAAGAGCUGGAGCAGCACACGGGAGAGGAGGAGGAGGAGGAGGAACAGCAGGGAGAGUCUGAGACCAAGCCCCCCUCCGGUCAAACAUAAACAUUUCAUCCCGACCUCGCCCCCACCACCACCGCCUGCCCACCUUCCCUGUGGUCCCAGGACCUUCUACAGUACUUCUUACCAUGUUUAAGGAGAGAGGCUCCCAUCUGUCUGUUGAGAUGUUCCACUCAAGAAUACAGAUACCCCCUCUGGAUAUGGACAACCGUGAAAAGAAACAACAGAAAAGCUAUGACAAUGGAAAAGAUGAAAAAAAAGCCUUAUUGUAGAUCAGAAAUCCCUUCUUUAUUUAAGAGAGAGAGAGAAAAUGCAAUGUAAAAACUACUAACAGAGUUGUCACCCAUGAGUUUAGUUCAGACUAUGUGAUCCGACCCUCCUUUUAUGAUGUUGGUUUGAGUUUGUUCACCCAUGUCAUGUUAACAUGACUAGUUUACGUGUUCUGUUGUGUGUCUAGGUUUUUCUUGUCAUCGUUUUAACAUUUUGUAUGCCACGCUAAGUCCCCUGUCAGUCUGUACAGACAGAAGGACAAGGCCAUCUUAGUCCUGCCUGUCAGUGGGGAAACUGGCAGUUUUUUUGCCUUCCAAAUUGUGAGUUUUCUUUGCAAAAGAUUCCGUGUGAUUGGUACAAUCAAGGUAAGGGUGAGCAGUGUUUGAGUGACUGUGCCCCCUCACACAGCUGCUCUGAGUGACUGUGCCCCUUCAUCUGGGCAGUUCACCUAGUCUCAGGCCCUGAUUACAUGUAAUAUAACUGACCAAUAAUUCACUAACCUGGAUGGACCAAACACUAUAGUUUACCCCCCCCCCCCCCCAGUGUUGGUAGUAUGCAUGGCCUAAUGUGACCACCAGGCAGCCGUGGUCACUUCCUGUUUCUACAAGGAAGUGAUGGCCUGUGUCGUUGUGUACACUCUCAGAACAAUGGCUGACAGGCAUUCGUUUAGUCUACGCAGGCCAGAAUCUGUUUUUGAGUUUAAAAAAAUUGUAUAAACGGCAUAUAAAUGGAGGUGGAAAAGGUACCGUUCAAGCUUUGUUUUUCUAUUUACUCAUAGACUCAGACCUCAAAAAUGAAAUGAAUACUAGUGCCAAACUACAAACUGAUUUCAUGCAUGCUGUUUUCACAUAGGAAGACAAUUGUAAGCAAGGGACUUUGGUACAUUUGUUCGUUUUUGUAAAUCAUAGUGUCAAAUUCCAAACCCAGCACAAUUGUAGUAUCUAAUUGUUGAGUUUAGGCUCUUACCAAAAUCAUGUCCUGGUGUGGAGUCCAUUUCCUGUUUUCAACAAGCCAUGCAAAGCAGACAGGACUCUGAUGCUCCCAGGCUGUAGGCCUGUUCUGUUCCAUCAGCAUCUCUGCUUUUGGUGCAUCACCUUCAUUGGUAUUCUAGUCAGAUGGGAUCACUGGGAUUGAGUUCCCAGUAAAUGACUAGUGACUCCACAUCCAUUUGAGACCAAUGGGGCAGUGGGUCAGCAUUCUAAAUAAGGCCGGGGUUUGACACUGGCCAAUGGUAGGUCUGCAUUACUUUGUUUAGAGUCGUUUUAGAUGCUUUUUUUACUCAUACUGAGGACAAUAUUUAAGCAAAGAAAAAUGUAUCAUUUAUAUAUGGAUUCUAUUGAUAUAUAUCAAAUAUAGGUAUACAUACUUAACAGUCCAAGAAAUUAUAAACCAACUUGUUCAACAUGAACAGUAUCCUAGUUUAUAGUGUUGUCAUUUUCACUUUGUUUAUUUCAAUGUGAUGUUUUUCCAUCAUACUCUUUGUAUGUUCUGUAGUAUCACAAAUGGGAAAACUGUCAAGGGAUUGUUACGGGGACCUCCUAGCAAGCUCAGGCUGAAGUUUAAUCCUUUUAGUUGAAUUCUAUUCAUCUUUCAUUAAUAUUUUUGAAUGUGUGGAAUGAAUAAUGGUAUGUAACUAGUUUGUCCAUAUGGGGGCUUACUUUCGAGUCCACACAUGACUCGUUAACUAUAGUUGAGAAACUUACUGUUCUACAGAACCAGUACAGUAUAUUGCAGCCACACACACACAUUGUAGUCAAAUUUACAACUGCUCUGUUGCAUACAGAAAGUGUGAUUGACAUCCCAGACCUGCACACGAUGAAUCCAACGUCUCCAAACUAAAAAGUCAUCGACCGCUCUCGGUUGUUUUUUUCUUCAUUGGAAGAGCUCGUUGAUGUCAGUAGCUUCUCUCCAGCUUGAUCUCCCGUCUGGUCCCCGGUCCCCCAACUCUGGUCCCCCAACUGUGGACCCCCUAGUCCCCUGGCUCACCUGAGGGACGUGUACUUACAUUUGUACAAUAUGUAGCUUCCUUUGAUUUGUUUUUCUAGUGUCAGCGUUGUCCUAAACCAGGUGAUCCCUUUCUCUAUCUGUCUUUUGGAGACAGUUGUCUGUAGUUUUAUUCUAAAUAUUCGGCAGAAAGUGUUGCACAGUAUCAGUCUGUUGUAUAUGGUUGUAUUAUUCUCUAUGCUGCUUUUCUGGAAUUAAAAUGAAUAGAAAAUGACCGUCAUGUUUCAUCUGCUCAACUGUCUUCGGCUACUUUAGUUGUCCAUGUUGGCAUCAAUAUCAUUUUGAGGACUGUCCCAUGCAAUAUUGAAGUAUAAUUUAAUUAAUUGGAUGGAAGUAUAUCUGUAUGUUAUCAUUGCAAUAAAAUAUAGAAAUCAA
Osmerus eperlanus (European smelt) is the source of this 3954-nucleotide messenger RNA. It is a transcript of the gene sec62, whose product is annotated as SEC62 homolog, preprotein translocation factor. Gene Ontology annotation, cellular component: endoplasmic reticulum membrane; endoplasmic reticulum. The coding region runs from base 73 to 1350 and encodes 425 amino acids. Gene Ontology annotation, biological process: post-translational protein targeting to membrane, translocation. NCBI's taxonomy places the organism in Eukaryota, Metazoa, Chordata, Actinopteri, Osmeriformes, Osmeridae. The record is from RefSeq and is a predicted model, not a curated record. The transcript has 8 exons.